Molecule: messenger RNA, 3602 nt
Organism: Antechinus flavipes (yellow-footed antechinus)
Lineage: Eukaryota; Metazoa; Chordata; Mammalia; Dasyuromorphia; Dasyuridae
Gene: ARPP21
Product: cAMP regulated phosphoprotein 21
Cellular component (GO): cytoplasm
Molecular function (GO): nucleic acid binding
Source: RefSeq, a predicted model, not a curated record
GCACACACACUUGGACUGGCAGCCGGGCAGCCGCCGGGGAGGGGAAGGAGGGCGAGAAAAGGGCGAGGACAGCGGAUAAUCGAGAGGGGCCGGCGUGCGAGGCAGGCGCAGCCCGGCACCGGGCCAGCCCCGAGCACACGAGCAGCCCCGCGCAGCCGGGGCGCCUCGGGAGCCCAGCCGGGGGCUGGUGUCGGCCCCUCCCUCCAGCGCAGCCCGAGGCCCGCCGGCCGGGCCGCCAGCCCCUGCUCCGGAGUCGGCGCGUCCAGCCGCAGCCAGCCCCGCCACCCCAGCCCGCCGGCCAGAGCCCAGGCACCGAGUCCGCCCCGGUGAUCUCGGGCCGGCCGAGCCGCCGGCGGGGGAGCUGGGACCCCGCGCCCCGCAGCCCAGGUUGACGAUGCUCGGUCCGGCCGUCUGAGGAGGGGGCAUGGAGACGGACGCUCGCGGCUGCUGACGGGGACAUGGGACUCCACUCGCCAUCGGUCACUUGUGUGGAUUUUACCGGCCCGGAGCCCCCGAGGCAGCGUGAAAGACAACCAGGACUCUGGCAGAGAGCCCCCACCGAAGGCCCUCCUACUUUGUUAUUGUAAUUUCCUGCGGAGAGAGAGAAAAUGUCCGAGCAAGGGGAGUCCACCACUCAGUCUGCGGAGGCCCCUGGGGCGGAGCAGGAAGCCAGGACCCCAGAGAACGGCAUCAUUCAGUCAGACAGCCUGGAUGAGGAAGAGAAGCUGGAACUUCAGCGGCGGCUGGCAGCCCAGAACCAGGAGAGGAGGAAGUCCAAGUCAGGAGCAGGGAAGGGCAAGCUGACCCGGAGUCUGGCCGUCUGUGAGGAGUCUUCCUCCCGCCCAGGAGCAGAGGGUCUCCAAGACCAGGAGGCGGUUCAUUUGCAGCUUUCCAGGCUUCCCAGCCUGCAGGAGGAUGAGAAGCCCAGGAAAGAGGACUCGGAGAGAGAGAAGGAGAAGCCCAAGGAGAAAGCCUGGGAGAAGUCCAAGGUCCGAAUGCUGUCCAAAGAUUGCAGCCAGGAGUACACCGACUCCACGGGCAUCGACUUGCACGAGUUCCUGGUCAGCACCCUGAAGAGCAACCCCAGGGACAGGAUGAUACUCUUGAAAAUGGAACAAGAAAUCAUGGACUUCAUCAGUGAUGACAAGAAUCAUUACAAAAAGUUUCCUCAGAUGUCAUCCUAUCAGAGGAUGCUGGUGCACCGAGUGGCUGCGUACUUUGGAAUGGAUCACAACGUGGACCAAACUGGAAAAUCGGUCAUCAUCAACAAGACUGGGAGCACCAGAAUACCAGAGCAAAGGUUCUGUGAACAUUUAAAAGAUGACAAAGGUGAAGAAGGCCAGAAGCGGUUUAUCUUGAAGCGAGAUAACUCUAGUAUUGAUAAAGAAGACAAUCAGCAAAACAGAAUUCAUCCAUUUAGAGAUGACAAACGAAGUAAAUCAAUGGAAGAGAGAGAAGAGGAGUAUCAGAGAGUGAGGGAGAGAAUAUUUGCACAAGAUUCAGUUUGCUCCCAGGAAAGCCUUUUUGUGGAGACCAGGAGGCUCUUGGAGGACAGUAGCCUAUGCAAGGAGACCCGUAGGAAAAGGCAGCAGUUUAGGGGCAACCGCGAUGGGUCGGGGAAGAUGUCGGGGAGUCGCCAGAGCAGCACCGAGAACGAGCUGAGAUGGCCCGACUCCCAGAGGCCGUGGAGCAGCACCGACUCGGACAGCUCCAGCCGCAACCUCAAGCCGGCCAUCACCAAGACCGCCAGCUUCGGGGGCAUCACGGUGCUGACCAGGGGCGACAGCUCGUCCAGCGCCAGGAGCGCCGGCAAACUCUCCAAAGCAGGCUCGGAAUCUUCCAGCAGUGCCGGCUCCUCGGGGUCCCUGUCCAGAGCCCACCAGCCUCUCCAAAGCGGCCCCCUCCUCCCUGGGGGGCCCGCCCCCUCCUCGGGCAGCGGGGCCUUCUCGGAGAACCAGGCGGGCAACGCCAGCUACAUCCUGCUCCCACUUGAAGCUGCAGGCAUCCCCCCGGGCAGCAUCCUCCUCAACCCCCACACAGGCCAGCCCUUCGUGAAUCCCGACGGGACGCCGGCCGUCUACAACCCCCCGAGCAGCCAGCAGCCUGUGAGGAGCCCAAUGGGGGCCCAGCCCCAGCAGCAGCCGUCCCCCCAGGCCCCGCAGCAGGUGCAGCCGCCCCAGCAGCAGAUGGCCCCCCAUCUGGUCACGCAGGCUCUGCAGCCCUCCUCGCAGUCAGGGCAGUACCCCGGCGUCUCCUACCCUCCCCAGCACCUCCUGCCCAUGUCUCCGGCGCAGCAGUUUCCUGUGAGGGAUGACAUGGCCGCCCAGUUCAGCCAGAUCAGCCUGAGCCGUCAGUCUUCGGGAGACGCCCCCGAGCCCCCGCCCGGCCCCGUGUACCCGCAGCCCAUCCUGCAGCAGCCGGGCCAGCCGGCCUACGUCCUCACCUCCACGGGCCAGCAGCUUCCUCCCGGGGGCUUCUCGGGCUCGGGGCCCCCCCUCUCCCAGCAGGUCCUCGCGCCCUCCCCGGCGCCCCAGGGCUUUGUCCAGCAGGCCGCCCCCGCCCAGAUGCCAGUGUACUAUUACCCAUCCGGUCAGUUCCCUACCUCAUCGCCUCAGCAGUACCGGCCCGUGGGCUCCGUCCAGUACAGCGCCCAGAGAAGCCCCCAGAUGCCGCCACCGGCUGCCCAGCAAACAGGUUACCAGUCGGUCUUGUCCAAUCAGCAGCAAGGCUUCCAAGGCCUCAUGAGUGUGUCGCAGCCACCUCAGAGUCAGAGUCUGAUGAGCAGCCCUCAAGGGAGUCAGGUGCAAGGCAUGAUGGUCCCCUAUCCAUCCAUGUCUUCUUAUCAGGUGUCCAUGACUCAGGGUUCUCCAGGGCUGCCCCAGCAAUCCUACCAGCAGGCCCUCAUGCUCCCCGGUCAGUCGGGCCCCAGCGCGGGAACGCUCCCCACGGCCGCCAUGCCCGUCUACUGCAGUGUCAUACCUCCAUCCACCCAGGGCAACCUGAGGCUCAUGACCCCCCACUGCCCCUCCCAGAGCGUCCCGGUGAUCUCGGCGAGCUGCAGGACAAACUGCGCCAGCUCCCACAACGCGGGGUGGCCCGUGAAGUACUAGGCCGGGCGCCGAGCCCGCAGACCAAGCGUUCCCCCGCUCCCGGCGGGGAGAGGAGCCGGGGGUGGGGCGGGGAGACCCCCGUUCGUGACCCCCCCCCCUGCUGAUAGUCCCCCCCACACAGAAGGAUCGCAGUGUCGGCGGCUAACGGUGCAUACACUUGUCAUGUCUGCUGGGAAGGCCCCAGGGCUCAGCCAGGGACAUGGUCUCAUCAAGGUAAGAUUAUUUCCUACCGCUGAACACCACUGUGUAGAUUGUAAUAUUCCUCAUUUGGAUUAGUUUUGUAUUUUGUGUUGAGUUUGUGAAACUAAAAGUAUUUAAGAAAAUUAUAUAAUAAAAUCACAUUGUACCAAAGCUGUAAUGGAAAAAAACAGAGUUGCUGAAUGGAAGGAAUAAUUUAUAUACACACCAUAGAGUUUUUUAUGGAUAUAUACUGUAUUGUAGUGUCUAACCCAAAUAAAACUAUUGACCUCCGGGAGGAAGGUCAGGUUUCUA